AACAACCUCUGUGUGCCAGAGGAGAAGUGCCCAUGUGCCAUAGAUGGGAUGCUCUACGCCCCGGGAGAUGUAGUACCCAAGGGCUGUGAGAACUGCUCCUGCCUGUCUGGCCAGCUGGGUAACUGCUCCCGGGCAGCCUGUGCAGACGUCAAUGGCCAUUGGUCAGAAUGGACCCCCUGGAGCGAGUGCUCAGCUUCUUGCGGGCUGGGACUCCAGAACCGGUACCACUUCUGCACAGACCCAGCUCCCUCUGGAAUGGGGAUGCCUUGCCUGGGGCCUGAGCGGGAAGACAGAGCCUGCCAUGCCCAGCCCUGUGCCA
This is a messenger RNA of Sceloporus undulatus (fence lizard), 319 nucleotides long. RefSeq names its product SCO-spondin-like. The annotation marks the transcript as partial. The transcript has 3 exons. NCBI's taxonomy places the organism in Eukaryota, Metazoa, Chordata, Lepidosauria, Squamata, Phrynosomatidae. The record is from RefSeq and is a predicted model, not a curated record.